Messenger RNA from Schizosaccharomyces osmophilus, 1560 nucleotides. RefSeq names its product response regulator Mcs4 (gene mcs4). The transcript has a single exon. The record is from RefSeq and is a predicted model, not a curated record. NCBI's taxonomy places the organism in Eukaryota, Fungi, Ascomycota, Schizosaccharomycetes, Schizosaccharomycetales, Schizosaccharomycetaceae. Gene Ontology annotation, biological process: phosphorelay signal transduction system. The coding region runs from base 1 to 1560 and encodes 519 amino acids.
AUGCGAGUUUGGUUUAAAAAACUUCCAGAUGGAGUUAUAAGCUCCGUUCUCGUAAGCGAGGAAAGUCUAGUGGAUGAUUUAAAAGAUGCAAUUACUCAAAAAUUCCCUUUACGGAUCGGGCAACACGUUGAUGCGCCAGAACUAAAUAUUCGCCUUAUUAUUCCAAAAAACGGCGCUAACGAGACUCAAUUUAGAGAUCUUGAGCCAAAUGAUAAUAUGCUAUUGGUCAUGAAUUACUACUUUCCUCACGGUCAAACUAUGGAUGAUGCGCUUUUGGUGAGUGCUCCAACCGUUCCUUUCACACAGGCUCAAUUACAUGGCGGCUCAUUGCCAUCCUCAAGGUCAAACAGCUAUGAAAUAACUACGAACAAUAGCCUAUGUGACCAAUCAUCCGCCUCCCAACUCCCCAACUCAAUAACUGAUUCAAGUUCUCAUUGCAGACAUUCCUCCGUUUCUGAACAUUCAGAAUCUCCUUCUAAUCAUUCUCUCCAUCGAGCACCAAGUAACCCUUAUUUAUACAAGGGGUCCGGUAUGGCAACACCUAAUAGUCGUUCUUUAGGAAGAACUCGUUCAAAUACACUCGUUAAUAAACCCGGAGUUCUACUUUUACCUCGCUAUUCUCGACAACAAAGCAAUACUAGUCGCUCUGGUGUAUUGGAUCAUGCUCCCAAUGAAAGAUCACAUUCUGCAGUCAAUGCCGUUUCCAAGCAGACGUCCAAUUCGUCUGUUGGUUCUGCUGGUACAGUCAAGGAAGAACAAACGAAGCAUCUAGAGACACGUCAGAGUAACGGUGAUUCUUUAUCCGCUAGUCCCAAUUCGUCUCCUUUUCAAAAUACCUUGGUUGACGAUGCUUCGUCUAUGAAUACUCAACAGAAGGUGACCAAUUCCACCGUAGAUGAUGCUUCGGGAAUGACUGUUCCAGAAACGUUGAUCAAACCUACUGAACUACCUCAGUUGAGUUAUUCCGAUAAUCCUGGCGACAGUAUAACCAACUCUCCUGUAAAUAUACUCGGAACGGGCCCCAUGUCUGGCAAAACGACUUUUACCAGUUUGCUUGAAGGUGUCAUUCCUCCCAUUGAGGUUCUAAUUGUUGAAGACAACAUUAUUAAUCAGAAAAUCCUUGAAGCCUUCAUGAAAAAACGUAAUAUUUCUUCUGAAGUUGCUAAAGAUGGUCUGGAAGCUUUAGAAAAGUGGAAAAAGAAAUCUUUUCAUUUAAUUUUAAUGGAUAUCCAACUUCCAACAUUAUCGGGCAUAGAUGUCACCAAAGAGAUUCGACGACUGGAGCGUCUUAAUGCGAUAGGUCUUGUCGCUCAGAAACCUACAGAACCCAUUCCUGAGGAAGAACUUUUACCGCCCGAUAAGUUCCAGUCUCCAGUUAUUAUUGUUGCCUUAACAGCUUCCAGUUUGAUGGCUGAUCGAAAUGAAGCUUUAGCAGCAGGCUGUAAUGAUUUUUUAACGAAGCCAGUGUCAUUGGUAUGGCUCGAAAAGAAGAUUACGGAAUGGGGUUGCAUGCAAGCACUGAUUGACUGGAACAGAUGGCGGCGUUUCCGCGGUCAUUAA